Lytechinus pictus (painted urchin) is the source of this 2514-nucleotide messenger RNA. RefSeq lists its product as uncharacterized. Gene Ontology annotation, molecular function: nucleic acid binding. Bases 1 to 2514 code for a protein of 837 amino acids. The record is from RefSeq and is a predicted model, not a curated record. Lineage: Eukaryota; Metazoa; Echinodermata; Echinoidea; Temnopleuroida; Toxopneustidae. The transcript has a single exon. Gene Ontology annotation, biological process: DNA integration.
AUGUGCCUGUACACAGCCAGGAAAGUUCCGCACCCACUUCUACCCAAGGUGAAGACAGAACUAGAGUCCAUGUUGAAGCAAGGGGUAAUCUCAAAAGUGACCGAACCAACAAAGUGGUGUUCAGGGAUGGUUCCAGUACUAAAGCCCAAUGGUUCAGUUAGAAUUUGUGUAGACCUCACAUCACUGAACAAAGCAGUUGAACGAGAGAUUCAUCCGAUGUCUUCAGUGGAUGAAAGCCUUGCAAAACUGGGAAAGAGUACAAUCUUCACAAAAUUAGAUGCCAACAGUGGUUUUUGGCAGAUACCACUGAGUGACGAGUCUAAGCUGCUUACAACUUUCGUCACCCCAUUUGGGAGAUUCUGCUUCGACCGACUGCCAUUUGGCAUAACGUCUGCGCCCGAAGUCUUCCAAAGAACAAUGUCAAAUAUCCUGGAAGGACUUGAUGGAGUGAUUUGCCACAUGGACGAUGUGCUAAUCCAUGGUGUAACACAAGCAGACCAUGAUACCAGAGUUCGAGCUGUCCUUCAACGUUUGCAGGAAGCAGGAAUCACACUAAACCAUGACAAGUGUGAAUUCUCACAACAGAGAGUGAAGUUCCUGGGGCACUUCAUAGACAGAACUGGUGUCAAAGUUGAUCCAAGCAAGACAAAAGCCAUUCGUGAUUUUCCAGCUCCACGUACAGUGAAGGAGUUACAAAGAUUCCUAGGAAUGGUGAACCAGGUGGGGAAAUUCCUCCCCGCACUAGCUUCUAUCAGUGAACCACUACGUCAACUUCUGAAGAAGGACAAUGUAUGGUGCUGGACAGAAGUACAACAGAGAUCUUUCAAACAGAUCAAAGAGAUGUUGAUCUCAACAGAAGUCUUGGCUCAUUACGAUCCUGCACUACCAACAGUCAUUGCAGCAGAUACAUCCUGUACCGGAAUUAGUGCAAUCCUGUAUCAAGUGCAGAGAGAUGGAAAACGUAGACCAGUGUGCUAUGCAUCUCGAUCACUAACAGAGACUGAGCAGAGGUAUGCUGUGAUCGAAAAAGAAGCACUGGCAGCUACUUGGGCAUGCGAGAGAUUCUCUGAGUAUGUCCUGGGUCUUCACUUCGAAGUAGAAACUGACCACAAGCCAUUGGUCACACUUCUAAACUCGAAGGAACUUGCCAAGAUGCCUCCGCGUCUCCAACGCUUCAGAAUGAGAAUGAUGAGAUUUGACGCAAAGACUCUGUAUGUUCCUGGAAAACAGCAGACUUCAGCUGACACCUUGUCACGAGCGCCAGUAGAGAGGCCAGGAAGGAAUGAUGUCCGUUUCAUAGAGGAGGUUGAAUCCUAUGCAUCAACAUCAACCAUCAACCUACCAGUAACAGUGAAAAGACUAGAUGAAAUCAGAAAAGCACAAAAAGCAGAUGAAGUAUGUGCACAAGUCAGGGACUACUGUAUCAAGGGAUGGCCAGCAUAUAUGCCACACAACCCUAUCCUGAAGAACUACUUUGAGCAGAGAGGACACUUGAGUGUGGUAGAUGACUUGCUGGUCUAUGAUGAAAGAUUGAUGAUUCCAAGAGCUCUGAGACUUGAUGUCCUUGAGAGGCUACAUCAAGGACAUCUAGGAAUAACCAAAUGCAGAGGAAGAGCCAGAGAAUCAGUGUGGUGGCCAGGUCUAUCAACAUCAUUGGAGGAAAUGAUUUCAAACUGUACAACCUGUGCUAUCCAUCGACCACAAGUCCAAGAGCCUUUGAUGACCUCGUCAUUCCCUUCAAGGCCAUGGGAACGUCUUGGAAUGGACUUGUUCGAACACAAAGGAAAAACAUUCCUGAUAGUCGUUGACUACUUCUCAAGGUGGAUUGAAAUCAAACAACUGCAAGGUCAGACAACAGCAGCAGUGAUUUCUUCCCUAAAAGAGAUCUUUGCAACACAUGGGAUUCCAGACCUUGUAGUAUCAGACAAUGGCCCACAAUUUGCCAAUGAGAACUUCAGAAAGCUUGCUGAAGAGUAUGGAUUUGUCCAUACUACCAGUUCUCCCAGGUACCCGCAGGCAAAUGGUGAGGCAGAACGAGGAGUUCGCACUGUCAAGGCAUUGCUGAAAAAGAACCAUGACAUCAACCUAGCCCUUCUCAGCUACCGAGUAUCUCCACUCCAAAAUGGGCUAGCUCCAUCAGAACUUUUCAUGGGCAGGAGAUUGAAGACUCAGGUUCCUGUGUUACCACACACGCUCCUGCCACAACUACAACAGCAGGACCUGAAAUCUGUGAGAGAGAAAGAGGAGAAGUACCGGUCAGAUCAGAUGAUGACCUACAACAGACGUCAUGACUCACGUGAGCUUCCAGAGCUACAGCCAGGAGAUUUGGUUUGGAUCCGUGAUCAGUCUCGCUAUGGGAGAGUUAUCCAGAAAGCAAUACAACCAAGAUCCUACCAUGUCCAGACAGAGCAUGGUACAAUACGUCGCAAUCGGAAGGCACUGAUUUCCAUCCAGGACCAGGCAAAGACGACAGUGCCAGAUCCUUCCAGUGACGUGCCAACCAUGCAGCCCUGA